AUGGAAAAUAUGAGCAAUCAAAACAUUUUUGAGUCGGUUUUUGUCAGUGUAACCUUUGAAGAAGAAGUUCCAAUAGAGCUACAUUUCAUACAACAAGAUGCUGUUGACAUUUUGGACCUCUAUUCAAAAUUUGUGAUUGAGAGGGUUGGAACUAGGACUCGACCGUGCGAUUUGCGGCUACAUUUGAUGAAGGAGAUUUCAGGUAUGCCAACUUCUCUAAAUAGUGAAGAAUCAUGUCCUGCAGUAUCUCCUGAGACAACCAGCGAGUCAUCCAGCGUGUCGUCGUCCAGCGAUGGAACAGAAGCAGUAGAUAUGGUAGAGACUUUUUUGGCAUGA
Messenger RNA from Lathyrus sativus (Indian pea), 336 nucleotides. The record is from the annotation of a GenBank genome assembly. NCBI's taxonomy places the organism in Eukaryota, Viridiplantae, Streptophyta, Magnoliopsida, Fabales, Fabaceae.